Penicillium waksmanii is the source of this 294-nucleotide messenger RNA. RefSeq names its product GFA family protein. Lineage: Eukaryota; Fungi; Ascomycota; Eurotiomycetes; Eurotiales; Aspergillaceae. Bases 1 to 294 code for a protein of 97 amino acids. Gene Ontology annotation, molecular function: carbon-sulfur lyase activity. The record is from RefSeq and is a predicted model, not a curated record. The transcript has 2 exons.
AUGCCUAACAUCAUUACCGGCAGCUGCGUCUGCGAAAAAGUUCGCUACGAACUCACCGGAUCGCCCAUCACCAACAUCAUCUGCCACUGCGACACCUGCCGCAAAAUCACCGGAUCUGUCUUCAUGGCGAACAGCGCAUACACGAGAGAGAACUUCAAAAUCAUUACUGGAGAAGACGUACUCAAAGUCUACGACGAUAAGCCCCCCCGACUCAAAAAAUACGAUCCACCGCCACUUCUGCUCAAACUGCGGCUCUCCGGUCUAUACAACCUCGACCGGAACCCCAGGAUAUGA